AUGACUUCUCGCUAUGACAAGAGACCCAAUUUCAUCGUCUACAUGCCCGACCAAUUGAGGUACGAUUGUGUUGGUGCAUUUGGAAAUACCACCAUAAAAACUCCGAACAUUGACCGGUUGGCGCUGAAUGGUGUAAAGUUUACCAAUUGCUAUCUUCAGCACUCAGUCUGCUCACAAAGCAGAGCAUCUAUAGUCACCGGCAAGUAUCCUCAUGAAACCGGGCACCGAGGACUUACCACUUACCUUCGGCUGUGGGAAGAUAAUUUUUUCAAGACGUUGAAAGAGAACGAUUACCAUGUUGUCAGUGUAGGAAAAAGAGGAGAUAUUUUUGCAGAGGGUGCUUCGGAGGAAAGCUUGAAUGAGUACGGGUUCAUAGUAGAGCCAGAAGCCAGUCUUUUUGAAGAUAUGAGGGAAAAACUCACCAGAUUUCGUCAAGAUUAUCUUGACAAGAAAUCCCCCACAGACUGGAGUCGUUUAUAUUAUACUGGCUCCAGAGAUCCAAUUGCGGAUUUUGACGAAGCUGUAAUUCAAAGUGCAGAGAAAUGGCUCGAUGGUGUAAAUGGUGGUUCAAUUUCCACCGGUGGUAAACCAUGGAUACUUUUUCUCCCGUUAUUUUUUCCCCAUUGUCCUUUUGGAGUCGAAGAUCCGUAUUUCUCGAUGUACGACCGCUCAGCAGUUCCCAGCCCGCUUAGCACUGAUUCUAAAACAGGACACGAACCUGCUUAUAUGAAGCGUUUGAGAGAGAAACAUGGACUCAAUGAUACCCCGCUAGAAGUUUGGCACGAAAUAGUAGCAACCUACUACGGUAUGAUCUCUCGAAUUGAUGAUCAACUAGGCCGUAUAAUUUCCAAAGUUGAAGAAUCAGGCUUGCAAAAGUCAACCUUGACGAUAUUCUGCACCGACCAUGGUGAGUACUUGGGAGACCAUGGGUUGAUAGAAAAGUGGCCCAGCGGUGUUUCUGAGCAGCUUGUACACGAGCCCUUAAUUGUGAGUGGCUUAAACUUGCCAAAAGGGAAAGCGGUAGACUCACUUUGUGAAAUGGUGGAUCUAGCUCCAACAUUAUUUGAAUUUGCCCAGUUGGGAGAAGCUCCAUUUGCACACAAUGGUAAAUCUUUGGUUCCUUUACUCUAUGGUGAAACAAACACACACAAAGACUACGUCUAUUCGGAAGGAGGCUUCUUGAAAGGAGAGGAUGCAAUUAUUGAAAUUGCACCUUUUCCUUAUGAUCUCAAAUCGGGAUUGCAGCAUGAGGAUAUUGUCACUGUUGGUCGAGUAAUUGCCAUCAGAAGUAAGGAGUAUACUUUUGUCUACAGACUUUAUGAAAAGAACGAGUUGUAUUCAAGGGUUGCUGACCUUGCUGAAGCUCACAAUUUGAUCGAUGACCCAAAAUAUGCCAAUAUCAUUCAACAGUUGGAGAGUCAAUUGUUACGUUGGAUGGUGGAGUCCAGUGGUCUUCCUCCAAAACUGGGGCCACGGCACGUAGAGGUGAAAUUGCCAAAGCCUGGAAGUACAACUUUUGAAAGUUCACCAUAG
Molecule: messenger RNA, 1533 nt
Organism: Meyerozyma guilliermondii ATCC 6260
Lineage: Eukaryota; Fungi; Ascomycota; Pichiomycetes; Serinales; Debaryomycetaceae
Exons: 1
Coding region: 1-1533 (510 amino acids)
Molecular function (GO): iduronate-2-sulfatase activity
Source: RefSeq, a predicted model, not a curated record